AUGUCACCAUCGCAAUCUUUUUCGGAAUUUAAUACUUCAUGCGGACAAUUUCCAGAAGGUCAUACAGAAAUACUUAAUACUGAAGUUACUAAUCCAGAUGCCAAAAGACAUAAAAAUGUAACAGUCCCUGAACUUGAACUAGCCCUCAAAGAAUUUAUUUUAAUCUACCAAAACAGAUACAUCUUAAGUGAAGCCAUUUUAAUUGAAAAAGCCAAGCAAAUAGCAAGUGGAUUGGGAGUUCCAGAAGGAACAUUGACAUUUUCUCCUGGAUGGCUCUAUAAAUUCAAAAGACAUAAUGGAGUUAAAGAAAGCUUCAUGGAGAGGUAUCGUCAGCUGAUCUAA
This is a messenger RNA of Entrophospora candida, 342 nucleotides long. NCBI's taxonomy places the organism in Eukaryota, Fungi, Glomeromycota, Glomeromycetes, Entrophosporales, Entrophosporaceae. The record is from the annotation of a GenBank genome assembly.